Molecule: messenger RNA, 3584 nt
Organism: Drosophila guanche
Lineage: Eukaryota; Metazoa; Arthropoda; Insecta; Diptera; Drosophilidae
Exons: 1
Coding region: 173-3451 (1092 amino acids)
Source: RefSeq, a predicted model, not a curated record
GGACAGCGAGCACAGAGCUCUGCCAGCGGACGAGCAUGCGGACUGCAGAUAUAACCCAACUGCUCAUUAUACUCAGAACCCACCGCAAAAUGAGCAGGCGGAAUGCUUUUAUUAUCCGGAAGGGGCAGACCCAUACGAAUAUCUCGAAUGCUACUGUCCGCCAGAUCAGGAAAUGUCAGCUGCAGAUCAGUUGUAUCAUCAGGAAGACGAUGCCAACGAGGAGCUGCCAGUCCCACGACGUCCUCAGUCGCAGUUUUAUGAAUGCGGAAACACUGCUCCAGUUGCCUACAGAUCUCGUCAGUGUGCCCGCCCGAGGGAAGAGUUCAAUCCUAAUCGCUUCGAACGCAUGCCGCAAACACACCCGCAAUAUGUUCUAGGCUCUUGCUCAAAAGAUACCACCACCAUGACCGUUCCGAAAGUGGAAAGUUGGGACUCCCGCAACUCGGGGCCAGAUUCCUAUGUGGCCCAACAGUGCGCUGCAGUUGCUGAGAAAAUUAUGAAGGAUUAUCGUAUCCGCAACUUCAAGUGCCCGCAUCAGAAGCAUUCAAAUAAUGAUCGAGAUUAUUGCGACGAGCCAGUGGCCAGGCCACCGCAAAGACAUUACCAAACCGAAGAUGGGGAGUAUGUAGAGUGUCCUGGCCGCAGAAAAGAAGUGGAGCGCGAGGCUUCACCUGCAAGGCACAGGGCGAGUACUUCCUCGAAGGUGCCCAAGGCGAGAGAGUACAAAUUUCCGCAGCAAUAUUUCUUGGCUAGUUUAAAAUCAGAUAACAGCGACCAAGGGGGGAAGACUCCCAAUCAAUACUCCGAAAAAUGCACACAAGACAGGUAUGAGUACGAUGACCGAGAAUGUGUUAAGGAUUGCCCGAGAAUCUCAAGGACUAAGGAUUGUAGAGGCGAUAAGUUUCCAUCAACCUGUUUGUCAGCGCUCAAUGAUUACAACAGUGAAGAGGAUGGCCAGGAUAAGUAUUACCAAAAAACGAGUCCAGCAUCAUCGCCGUAUGAAGAUUACGAAGCGGAUGACGAGCAAAGUCCAAAACAGUUUUCCCAACUGAGAUCGAGUCAGCGAGAGGAAUCUGCGCGGAGUCCACCACAAACCCCAAGAAGACGCGAUCCACACCCUUCUCAUAGAUAUGAGGAAUGCAAUGAUGAUACGUGUCCGUCUCCGAACCGAAUUGUAACGGAAGUGGCGCCAAGACAGUGUCUGAGGAGAACCUCAGACAGAGGCCAGUACAGUGAGCCUUUAGCCUCACAGCAGCAGCGCAGGCGAUCUGACGAAGUCAACGGUCUACAGACUUAUCCCGAAGAGUGCUGCCCUUCUUCGAAACGCAAACAGCAACAAAAAGUCCGCAACAACGGUCAUGUUGAAUAUCUCGAGUGUCCGAAACGUGGGCUCAGGCCACGCUCAGAUAAUGCAGAACAUGAGGAUCCACGUAACAUGGAGGCCACCGAGGAGCCAUCCAUGGGCAAUAUAUCCCCGCCGAACAGCCCAAACGACAGUCAGAGGCUAUCAGAACCGAAUUCAAAUCGAAUGUAUAUAAGCCAGGAAGAGUUAAGGGACGAAGACGAUGAUGGGUGCCGCUGCGAGUUAGAGCCUAUGGUUCCAGAGAGUACCUCACCCACAAGGAGUAUGCAAAACGAUCGUCCUGAUGGGCAAAUGGCUUCAGAAAUAUCGCCAGAAAUUGAUCCAGAGAUUGUCGAUAGCCGAGAGGACAGCCAGGCAGAGCCAACAGCUCCGGAGAUUGCCUCAUCCAAGAAAAAUAGAAGUCACGAUUUUCUACGGAUUCCGUCUUCAAAAAGAAACAGCCGAGAUUACCAACCAAAGGAGCCAAGUCCAAUACAGACUCCCCAGCGAGAAUUGCACCACCAAGAGGACCCUGUGGAGAAUCCAACACACUCCCAAGAAUUUGAGGAAUUGAUCUCUUGUAAUGAUGGCACGUGUGCAUAUGCAAACCUAAAUGUUCCAGAGACUACCUCAUCGAUGGGUAAUAAUCAAGAGGAAAGCCAGCUCAGACCAACACCGACUCAAACGGAAAUAUAUCGUGACCAAGAAAAGCAAAUGGAUCUUCUCGAAAUUGCUGAGUGCGUCUGUGAGGAUGAGCCCAUUGAUCCAGAGAGUACCGCAGCUGAGAGGACUGGACAAAAUGAUGGCCAGGAAGAGCCAACAGGUCCAGAGAUUGCCUCAUCGAAGAGAGACAGUCGUCAGGAGGAACCCAGUGCUCCAGGGAUUUUGUCAUCAAAGAGAAGGAGCCGAGACGAUCGCAGAGAAAAGCGAACUGCUCCAUCAUCAAAGAGAGCAAGCCGAAAUAGUCGUCGCAAUGAGCCAAUUCUCGAUUAUGUUGAUGAAUGCCGCUGUGAGGUUGAGUUGAAUGUUCCACAGAAUACUUCAAAUAAAAGUAGAAGGCGAAACGACCAUCCUGAUGACCGCAUGCUUCAAAAAAAUGCACAAGAAAAGCGAAUCAGCCGUCAGGAAGAGCACAGGGCACCAGAGAUUACCGCAUCCCAGAGAAGUCCUACUCACAGCCAGGAAGAGCCAAUAGCUCAAAACCAUAAGAACGCCAGGGCAUUGACAUUGCCGGCGGGAGGAAAGUCUCCGCGGAGCCACUCCGCUGCAGCUCGAUCCAUUGCGCUGCCAAAGUCGAGGCUCAGAGCUAACUCCAACCCGGAAGAAGCGGCCAAGAAGGCCAUUCCGGCGAGAAGUAGCAAUAGUCCAUGUGGCAGGCCCAAUUGCCUAAUCAGCGGUAAGAGAUCCAUGAAACACGCCGACUCUGAAGGUGGCCAACGUAGACCCUUUGACUUACGCAUGGCUUCAUACUACAUUUGCCAAUUACAGGAUGAAGAUGAAGCGAAUCAGUAUCUGAUUAUCGUGCCCGAAGCAAAGCUUCGUAGGAUAAGUCCACACAGAGACUGCCCAAGGCAAGAGCCUGCGAAGAGGAAGCCCUGCACCCCGCGGCAGUGCUCCGGCUUCGAGACUUUGUCCUGGGCCAGUUCAAAGCCUGCACCACAGUCAUAUCCGAGGAAAGCGGAGGGUCUCUCCGCUCUUGGCUCCUAUCUGGUGCCACCAGUCGCCGCAGAGAACACCUUGAGCAUUCUCAAGCAGCACACGCCCAAAGAAUUGAUUCAGAAGAUCCCGAAAAGCAGCAGCAGCAAUAAAUCGGACAAGCCACCUCCCAAGAUGCUACGUAAGCCGAAAACCAAGCCGAUGACAUCAAUGGCCACCACCCAAACACCCAGUCAUCGGCCAGUCCAUGAGGCAAACUCAAUCUUGGCGGAGAAUCGAACCGUGCUGCUCACCAAUAAUCCGGACCCAAAGUCCAAUCAAGAGGUAAUCGUUCUGCACCCGCCCGUCGUGGGCUUUCGACCCUCCAAAAGCUCACUCGGCCUGGAUGAUGUGCAGAUGCAGUACGUCAAAGUUCAGCACAGCCAGCCGUAUGUCAGCCCGAAGCUGAUCUGAAACAGUGACUCCCAGAGGUUGAAUUCCAUGGCAUAAACACCUUUGCCGUUGCUGUUUUUUCUUCACACAUGGUUCUCUGCCCCAGCCAAUGUACCAGAGUAUUCAGAAUAGUAAAGAACAGCAACCAACCGAA